UCUUGAAUAGCAAGAAGGCGGUGGCGGGGGCUGCAGCAAGGGAAGUGAGGCAAGGGAGGGUCAGAGGCAAGGUCAGGAAGAAAACGAAAAGCUAAGUGGAUCAUCCAGGGUCCCAAGCCUGGCACUCGGUGGAGCCAGGAUGUGAAGAAGGGCCGUUUGGAGGAGGAUGAGCAGGACACAGGGGUGAGGAUGAGGACCAAAGGGACCCCAGGAGCCUUCAGGAACACAGGAGGGUCAGGAGAAGCCCUCAGCUGCCUCUCAAACCCUAGGGAAAGGACGGCAGGGGUGAGAGCGCCCCCUGGUGGUCAGAAAGUUCCAGGGUGCCACACAACCCUUAGAAGCCCUCAGCUGGCGCAGGGUGUGGGCUGCUCUGCCCAGACGAGUGUGCCAGAUGCGCCGGGUGUGCCUCUGUCAGCAGGCCAUCCCGGCCUCACCCAGCCUGGUUCAAGUCCCAACUCCAUUGGCCCCCAGCUGCUUGAGCCCUAACAUUCCCCCGCCUUCUCAUCUGUCAGAUGGGGGCGCAGAAACGCCUCCCCACAAGGCUGCAGUGGGGACCGCAGGACUCUCCUGGGCAAUGCUGCUAAGGGUUGGGCGCAGAGCAGACACCGUGUGAGUCUCCUGUACCACCAUCGUCAUCAUCAUCAUCUCUUUGGCGCUCUUGUCCUCAAGUCUCCACUGCUCCCAAAACAAGAGGGAUGCCGCCCCCUCGGCUGUGGCUGCUGGUCACCGCGCUCCUGGCUGCGGCUCAUCGGACAGCCCUGGCACAUGGAGGAGAUUCUGGCCUCCUGGACCCCGGCCCCCAGGACAGCCCACCCUGGACAGCCUUGCCGUGCCACAAGAUCUCCGUGAGCAACAUAGAUUUCGCUUUCACUCUCUACAGACAGCUGGCUCGGGACUCCCCGCGAGAGAACAUUCUCUUCUCCCCGGCCAGCAUCUCCACGGCCUUGGCCUCGAUUUCCCUCCGGGCCUCGGCAGCCAGCAGGGUGCAGCUCCUAGAGGCCCUGGGCUUCAACCUCACCAUGGUGACCGAGGCCGAGGUCCAGGACGGCUUCCGGGACCUCCUGCUCAGGCUGCCGGUGCAGGGCUCCGGGCUCCUCCUGAGCACCGGCCAGCGCCGGUUCGGCAUUCUGGACCCCGGGGCCACCCUGGACCUGAAGGAGGCUUGGAAAAACAUGGACGAGCACAUAGAUAAGCAGACCCAGGGCAAGUUUGGAACCUGGGGAAAGGACGUCAAGAAUGAAACCACAGAGGUUCUGGUGAAUCAUGUGCUUCUCAGAGCCGGGUGGGCGCAGCCCUUUGACCCACGAGGCACCAGCCUGCGGGGCUUCUCUGAGGACGAGCACAGAGCCGUGCAAGUCCCCAUGAUGAAGCAGCAGGCCCGCGUCCGCGUGCUGCGGGACCCCGAGCUGCAGUGCGGGGUGCUACAGAUGGACCACGCCAGGAACACCACCUCCUUCUUCGUCUUCCCUGACCCCGGCACCAUGGGGCAGCUGGAAGAGGCGCUGCAGCCCGAGACGCUGAUCAAGUGGGACAGUCUGCUCAGGACCAGAGACCUCGCUUUCUAUUUCCCCAAAUUUUCCAUUUCCAGCUCCUCCAGGCUGGAGCUGCUGCUCCCCCUAGUGGCCGUGGGCGGAAGCUUCCCAGGGCAGCCUGCCCUGCAUGUCUCUAAAGUGACACAUCAGGCCAGGAUGACAGUGGACGAGGACGGCACCGAGGCCGCCGCUGCCACAGUUGUUCAGCUCACUCCCAGACCCCACCUGGACUCUGAUCUCCCAGCCCCACCAGGCCCUGCUGAGCUCAGCCGGCCCUUCCUGGUGAUGACUUUCCACACAGAGACAGGCAGCAUGCUUUUCCUGGGGAAGGUCGUGAACCCCCAGGGUAGUGCAGCCCCUGACCAGCCGGGUGACUCAGAGCCAACAAAAUAGGAGACUGUAAUGGGGAACUCAGUCAUCAUCCACGUCUCUGGGUCUCCUGUUGACGUAACCAGAUUGUCCGAGAUGUGGACUCCUUGGAAGUGAAGUGGUGUAAUGGGUUGAUUAAUGAAUGGUCAACUUGUAACCCUCAGCUGAACUGAAUCAGCUUGGCCUGGGCAUAGAGGAUCCACCUGAGGAUUGUUGCCUGUAGCCAUAAAAAGAGAACUGGGGAGGAAGACCUGGGCCUGUUGAUUUUUCUAGGAGAAGUUUACUGUGGAUGGUUUUCCUGAUGCAAACUAGGCUGUUCUCAUCGGAGGAGGAGCUCGGGGCCUUGUCACUGG
Fukomys damarensis (Damara mole-rat) is the source of this 2254-nucleotide messenger RNA. RefSeq names its product putative serpin A13. Gene Ontology annotation, biological process: negative regulation of endopeptidase activity. Gene Ontology annotation, molecular function: serine-type endopeptidase inhibitor activity. The transcript has 4 exons. NCBI's taxonomy places the organism in Eukaryota, Metazoa, Chordata, Mammalia, Rodentia, Bathyergidae. The record is from RefSeq and is a predicted model, not a curated record. The coding region runs from base 696 to 1925 and encodes 409 amino acids.